Messenger RNA from Venturia canescens, 486 nucleotides. RefSeq names its product chymotrypsin inhibitor. NCBI's taxonomy places the organism in Eukaryota, Metazoa, Arthropoda, Insecta, Hymenoptera, Ichneumonidae. The record is from RefSeq and is a predicted model, not a curated record. The coding region runs from base 148 to 423 and encodes 91 amino acids. The transcript is spliced from 4 exons.
AACAGGGUACUUGCCCGUCUCUGAGUUCGAAUAAAUAUUCGAUCAUGACGUAAAUUGAUUAUCAGUCUGAUCGCAAUAACGAAACAGCCUGAUCAUCGUUCGUCCACUGUGGGUCAGAUUUUUACGCAACUACGAUAAUCAUCCACCAUGGUUCGUCCACUGCUCGUUGUGCUGGUUGUCUCGAUUCUCGUGACGUGCAUCCAGGAAUCAAUUGCACAAAACGAUAACGAGUGCGGAAAAAAUGAGGUUUGGGAUAACUGCGGAACUGCCUGUCCAGCGAAGUGCUCAACGAAGCCAUCGAAAAAACGAACAGCUUGCCCCAUGGUUUGUCGCCAAGGAUGCCGGUGCAAAGCAGGAUUUUUGAGAAGAGACGACGGAGCCUGUGUUAGGAGAGCGCAAUGUGCAGUGAACAAGGCCCAGUAGACAGAAAACAUUUUUGAUCCUCGAGCUUUUUGUACGAAAACGUUUGACUGAUAUUAAAAAAAC